CUUUGCUUCUAUCUAGACCUGUUUGUGGGCCAGUUGAAAAGUUGUCUCAAGUGCCAGGCCUGUGGGUAUCGCUCCACGACCUUCGAGGUUUUUUGUGACCUGUCCCUGCCCAUCCCCAAGAAAGGAUUUGCUGGGGGCAAGGUGUCUCUGCGAGAUUGUUUCAACCUUUUCACCAAGGAAGAAGAGCUAGAAUCGGAGAAUGCCCCAGUGUGUGACCGAUGUCGGCAGAAAACACGAAGUACCAAAAAGUUGACAGUACAAAGAUUCCCCCGAAUUCUCGUGCUCCAUCUUAAUCGAUUUUCCGCCUCCCGAGGCUCCAUCAAGAAGAGUUCAGUAGGUGUAGACUUCCCACUGCAGCGACUGAGCCUAGGGGACUUCGCCAGCGACAAAGCUGGAAGCCCCGUGUACCAGCUGUAUGCCCUUUGCAACCACUCGGGCAGCGUCCACUACGGCCACUACACAGCCCUAUGCCGGUGCCAGACUGGCUGGCAUGUCUACAAUGACUCUCGUGUCUCCCCUGUCAGUGAAAACCAGGUGGCAUCCAGUGAGGGCUACGUGCUGUUCUACCAACUGAUGCAGGAGCCGCCCCGGUGCCUGUGAAACCCUUUCAACACCCUGAAGCCCCCAGGCUCCCCAUUUACCUCAGAGACGUCUAUUUUUGUGUCUUUUUAAUCGGGGAGGGGGGAGGGGGUGGUUGUACCUCCCGUUAUUUUUUUUAUUAAAAAAUACCCUUUCACCUGGAGGCUCCCUUGUCUCCCAGUCCCAUGUACAGAGCUCCACAGGCCCCCGCCCGUGUACAGCCCCCAGACCCUCUACAGUCUCACUUUUUUUGUGAAUAAAUUUAUU
Odocoileus virginianus texanus is the source of this 846-nucleotide messenger RNA. Lineage: Eukaryota; Metazoa; Chordata; Mammalia; Artiodactyla; Cervidae. The record is from RefSeq and is a predicted model, not a curated record.